ACGUGACCAAUUUGACUGAAAGUCCGAACACGGCUUUCUUGUGUCAAUCGCCGCCGCUGGCUAUCGCCGUCGCGCAUCCUCCGCCACAUGGCCGCGCUUCAGACGGCAUUCCAUCUCCAUACCUACUUCAACGCUCGGGAUACUAACUCGAUUCCGAUAUUUACCUCCAAAACGAGUCUAAGAUUCUGCAAUUCAACCUUAGUUCAAAACCUACCCCGAAAUCCAAAUUCAGCCUACGCAGUUAGACCACGCGUGCCUGUUUGGCACGCAGUGAAGCACGAUCGAGAAAAUUGUUUGGAGGAAAGGAAUAAAAAUGCACCACACAUAAUCGUGAGAUGGUUUGAGCUAGUUCGAGAUGUCUUCCCCGGCGGUUGUUGGUGGAACUUGACAGAUUUCGAGCAAAAUGUUGAUGGUUUGCCAAUUGCAGCGGAGUCAAUUACGGUUUCGCAAGCUCUGAGAGAAAUGUGGGCUCUGGUAGCUGAUGAAAAAUGGAUUUUGUACACAGCAUUUGGCGCGUUAAUUAUCGCGGCGGUCUCAGAGAUAUCAUUGCCAGGAAUACUAGCAGCAUCAGUCUUUUCAGCUCAAAAUGGUGAGAUGUUGGUGUUCUAUCAAAACUCAUGGCUUCUGAUUUUAUUAUGCUUCACAUCAGGAAUAUGCAGUGGCUUGCGAAGUGGGUGUUUUGCUGUUGCAAACGUGAUUUUGGUUAAGCGCCUUAGGCAAGCUGUAUUCAAAUCUCUUCUUCUUCAGGAUGUAUCAUUUUUUGAUACAGAAGCAGUUGGUGACCUGACUAGCAGGAUUAGUACAGAUUGCCAGCGGUUAUCUCAAACUGUUGGUAAUGAUAUACACAUGAUCCUUCGCAAUACUUUCCAGGGGAUAGGUGCAUUUAUCGCCUUGAUGACUUUAUCAUGGCCUCUAGCACUCUCAUCGCUAGUCAUAUGUUGUAUUCUGUCUCUGAUUUUCCUUUUCUAUGGACAAUACCAGAAGAAAGCAGCACUGCUUGCCCAAAAUUUUGUGGCUUCUUCCAAUGAAAUCGCACAAGAGACAUUUUCUUUGAUGAGAACUAUCCGAGCAUAUGGGACAGAAAAAGAAGAAUUUCAGAGGUUCGCCCAAUGGAUCCAAAGAUUAGCUUGUGUGGGCAUGCGAGAAAAUGUUGCAUAUGGAUUGUGGACCCUUAGUUUCACUACUCUUUAUCGAUCAAUGCAGGUGCUAGCAGUUCUUUUAGGGGGGAUGUCUAUUAUCAGUGGCCAUGUCUCUACUGAGCAACUGACCAAGUAUGUUUUGUAUUGUGAGUGGUUGAUUUAUGCUGCCUGGAGAUUGCAAGACAGCAUGUCAUCCUUACUUCAGUCUGUUGGAGCCUGUGAAAAGGUUUUUCAGUUGAUGCAUCUUCCACCGAGUACCGAAUUCUUGUCCAAAGGAGUGAAAUUGCAGAGGCUGACAGGAUGUGUUGACUUUGUGAAUGUAUCAUUUCAUUACUCUUCGAGGAGGAAGGUACCUAUUUUGGAAAAUGUGAACUUCUCUAUAGAAGCUAAUGAAAUGGUUGCAAUAGUCGGUGUCAGUGGAAGCGGGAAAAGCAGUUUGAUCAAUCUCUUGCUGCGCCUCUACGAGCCUGUUAAUGGUGAGAUACUUGUCAAUGGCAUUCCUCUGAGGGAGAUGGACAUGAGGUGGUUGAGAGAGAACAUCGGAUACGUCGGACAGGAGCCCCAUCUUCUCCACAUGGAUAUCAAGUCCAACAUUAGCUACGGCUGCUCAAGAAGCAUCAUCGCAGAAGAAGAGAUAGAAUCUGCUGCGAAGAACGCCAAUGCCCACGAAUUCAUCUCUGCCCUUCCUCACGGUUAUCACACCGUUAUCAACGAUAAUAUUCUCAGCGGAGGACAAAAGCAACGCAUAGCUAUAGCAAGGGCUCUCCUCAGAGACCCCAUUUUCUUGAUUUUUGAUGAAGCAACCAGUGCUCUCGAUGCAGACAGUGAAGGCUACAUCAAGGAGAUUCUUCAAGCUUUGAAAAACGAUGCAGAGAGACGAAAGACAAUCAUCAUUGUUGCACAAAGGUUGUCGACAAUAAAAGCGGCGGACAGAAUCGUGGUCCUGAACGAUGGGCAAGUAGUUGAGACGGGUACUUACUUAGAGCUCCUUAACAAAAAUGAAGAGUUCACCCGUUUAUUCAAAUUGCAGACAGAUGUCGCCCCUUUUAACUAGCCUCAGGCAACAAGAUUUUUUGUACGCCUUAAUUGAUUGCAUAUAUAUAUAUAUAUAUAUAUAUAUAUAUAUAUAUAGGGUUGGGUUCUUGUAGUAUUCAAGCUUAAUGUAGUCCCAUAGGACCAAAUCUUGACCACACAUUUGUGACACGUGGCGCAUCAAGACUGUGACACGUGGCAAGGAGCUUCCAAGGCAAAAUCUGCAAAGAGGUAAAAUCGGAAUAUAUUUUUCGGAAUAAAAAAUAAUUUUUUUUUUAGAUUUUCUCAAAACAAA
Messenger RNA from Salvia miltiorrhiza (redroot sage), 2466 nucleotides. RefSeq names its product ABC transporter B family member 26, chloroplastic-like. Gene Ontology annotation, cellular component: membrane. The transcript has 18 exons. NCBI's taxonomy places the organism in Eukaryota, Viridiplantae, Streptophyta, Magnoliopsida, Lamiales, Lamiaceae. Gene Ontology annotation, biological process: transmembrane transport. Gene Ontology annotation, molecular function: ATP hydrolysis activity; ABC-type transporter activity; ATP binding. The record is from RefSeq and is a predicted model, not a curated record. Bases 88 to 2193 code for a protein of 701 amino acids.